ACCCAACGUCCCCUCAUUGCCCGCCGACUGGCCCCGCCUGGCUCCGGGCUUCCCUCUCCGGGGUCUCGCCCGCCCCUUCCUGCAGCCUCUGGAGGAGCGGGUCCACCGCGGGGCACCAUGCCCAGCAAAACCAAGUACAACCUUGUGGACGAUGGGCACGACCUGCGGAUCCCUUUGCACAACGAGGACGCUUUCCAGCACGGGAUCUGUUUCGAGGCCAAGUAUGUAGGAAGCCUGGAUGUGCCGAGACCCAACAGCAGGGUGGAAAUUGUGGCUGCCAUGCGCCGGAUACGGUAUGAGUUUAAAGCCAAAAACAUCAAGAAGAAGAAAGUGAGCAUUAUGGUUUCAGUGGAUGGAGUGAAAGUGAUUCUGAAGAAGAAGAAAAAGAAAAAGGAAUGGACAUGGGAUGAGAGCAAGAUGCUGGUGAUGCAGGACCCCAUCUACAGGAUCUUCUAUGUCUCUCAUGAUUCCCAAGACUUGAAGAUCUUCAGCUAUAUCGCUCGAGAUGGUGCCAGCAAUAUCUUCAGGUGUAAUGUUUUCAAAUCCAAGAAAAAGAGCCAAGCUAUGCGAAUUGUGCGGACAGUGGGGCAGGCCUUUGAGGUCUGCCACAAGCUGAGCCUACAGCACACGCAGCAGAAUGCAGAUGGCCAGGAAGAUGGGGAGAGUGAGAGAAACAGCAAUGGCUCAGGGGAGCCCGGCAGGGACCCAGGUCGCCAGCUUACUGGAGCCGAGAGGGCCUCCACAGCCACCGCAGAGGAGACUGACAUUGACGCAGUGGAGGUCCCGCUCCCAGGGAAUGAUGUCCUGGAAUUCAGCCGAGGAGUGACCGACCUGGAUGCUGUAGGGCAGGAAGGAGGCUCCCACUCAGACUCCAAGGUCUCCCCCCACCCUCAGGACCCCACGCUGACAGCCUCACCCCGCAUGCUGCUGCCUUCCUCGAACUCGAAGCCACCAGGCUUGGGCAGCGGGACCCCACUGUCUACCCACCACCGGAUGCAGCUCCUCCAGCAGCUCCUCCAGCAGCAGCAGCAGCAGACACAAGUGGCUGUGGCCCAGGUUCACUUGCUGAAGGACCAACUGGCUGCGGAGGCUGCAGCACGGCUGGAGGCCCAGGCUCGUGUACACCAGCUCCUGCUGCAAAACAAGGACAUGCUCCAGCACAUCUCCCUGCUGGUCAAGCAGGUUCAGGAGCUGGAGCUGAAGCUGUCAGGACAGAAUGCCAUGGGCUCGCAGGACAGCUUGCUGGAGAUCACCUUCCGCUCGGGAGCCCUGCCGGUGCUCUGUGACCCCAUGACCCCUAAGCCGCAAGACCUGCACUCCUCACAGCCACUGGGCGCAGGCUUGGCUGACUUUGCGCCCCCUACGGGCAGCCCCUUAGGUAGGCACGACUGCUUGGUGAAGCUGGAGUGCUUCCGAUUCCUCCCUUCGGAGGACACCCCGCCCCCAGCGCAGGGGGAGCCUCUCUUGGGGGGGCUGGAGCUCCUCAAGUUCCGAGAGUCAGGCAUCGCCUCGGAGUAUGAGUCCAACACAGACGAGAGCGAGGAGCGCGACUCGUGGUCCCAGGAGGAGCUGCCGCGCCUGCUGAAUGUCCUGCCCAGGCAGGAGCUGGGCGACAGCCUGGAUGAUGAGAUCGCCGUGUAGGUGUGGGGCGAGGAGACACCGCCAGGUGCCAAGGGGCUGUGUCUGGCCGCUGCCUGGGUAGAGGUGCCCAGGGAAAGUGUGCUGCUGAGGAUAACCCCCAGGAGCCAGGAUAGUGGUGAAGGCUUCGGAGGGGGAUUAGGACGUUGGGAGGAAAUUGGACUCCAGAGGUGAGUUAGCUGUCUUCUGCUGUGACUCAAAGGUGGUAGAAGCAGGGCCUUCCUGGGCCCAUGGCUGUGGGAGAGGGUCCCUCUUCAACAUUACUGGGCUGCUGGAAGAUUACCCCCCCAUACCUGCUGCACUGUCAGACUCCUCUGCUCCGUCAUUUGAUGCUUCAGGGGUCCCCUGACUCCCCUGUUUCCAUGGUCCCGACCAUAAAGGGAAGCCAUUGGUACCUUCUCGGGUACUCAGUUUCUGGAUAUCAGGAUGCUACCAGUUGCCUAACCCUUCCCUGACCUUACAGGGGAAUCCCUUCCCAGACCCUUGCUGAGAUUGUAGAUGUUGAGUGUUCUGGGUUGCAAGAGCCAGGCUGUUGCUUUUGCUGUAUGGAUUGGGAUGUGUCGUACGUUGCAGUGGAUAAACUAUUGUAGGAAACUGGUUGUGAAAUUUUCUCUAUCAGGAUGUUGGUUCAGAGGGAGUGUGAGAGCAUUAACUUCAUUCAGGUCCUGCUGUGAGAGCCCAGGCUCAGGACAGCCUGUUUGCUGCCACAAGUCAUUCUUCAGUUUGGAAGCCCUGCCCAGCCUGUCUCCCGCCUGCAGACUGGCUCCUGUAAAUAGAGGUCGGGAAGUACCCCGCCUCCCUGCUGUGCCAGCCAAACAUUUUAUAGCAUUUGGCCUCUCUGAAAGCUCAGAGACCCAGAGAGCCCUGCUUUACCUCUCCUCCUAUCCACUCCACUAGAUGGUAAUGACUGGUUUUUUACUACAAAACAAAAAUGGACAUAAACUGACAGUUGAGACUACUUUUGUCUACUCUUCCAGAAUCACUCCCACUUAGAUUCGAGACCACAGUCCUGCCACCCUGGCCUGCCUCUCUGUGGGUGCAUGCCUUGAGCACACCUGGAAAAAGUUCAGUGUGCAACUCUUUUAUCUUUUACUGGGUUGGACUGGCCUAGGGAUGUCUACUUGGUAACAGGUUGGCAGGGCCCAUGAAGAAAAGCUGCUUUUGCUUCUGUAAGGCCACAAGUGGCUGUUAACAAUAGAUUUUGAGAUGGCUGAAGAGAGAGCUGAGAUACGCUUGAGUGUUAUGUUCAGAGGAAGAAGUCUUCCUCGUAGACCACAAGCUACAGACCAGCCUACAGUCUACCGACCAGCCUAGCAGGCCCAUUGAUAAGGAUGUAGUUGUCCCAGAUGGAGUUCAAACCCAACUUUGCUUUAGAAUUGAUAUAAAUGCAAGUGCUGCCCUCUGUUAUAGCCAUGCUUGGAUUUCUUUCAGACCAGAAAGUCCAAAUUAAAGAAAAUAAAUGCAGCUUUCCAUUAGCUUCCCCUGGUACAUCCAGGUGUUCAUGGAAAUAGAAUGAGGUGCCCUGUGUGUGUGCGUGCGCAUGUGUGUAUGUGUGCACAUGUAUAAGGGAAAGUAAGGAUAUGUUUUAGGCUUGUGAGAAGUGACUAAAGAGAAGACAAAGAGGAUCUUUGGGAUGACUGAAUCAACAAUAGAUGUUUAUCCUUUUCCUAACAUGCAUUUAGUUGGAGAGACAUGGUUCAGCUGGCUACAUUUUCUAAUUAAGCAUUGGAAAUAGGUCCAAACACAGAGGGAAGAAGAACCAGGAAGGUUAGGUCCACGGGAUCAAAGGAACAGCCAUCAGAAAUCCAGUUUGGCUGAGCCUACUUAGCUUAUGAAAUCCUAACCCAGGAUUCCAUGAGUCUGAGACCUCUGAGACCAUCAGGCUUUGAGUGUACAAGGGAGUAGAAGGUCUCCUGCAAGCAGGAGUUAAGGGUAGAACUAGAGGAUUAGAUGAAUGAACUUUGGUUGGAGGAGUCUUGUAUGCAUGUGGUUAGGGAGUAGACGGGGAAGACAAUUUCUAAAUGGUCUUGGAAAGCUCAUAAAGGGAAAGAAGAAAGGAAAUGGAAGGAAGGUGAAAGAAAUGGAAAGACUAGUUACGUAUGAUGUUAAACUGGGGCCUGUUUAAGACCUCAUUUCCACUGCCUCAGCCCUACACUUUCCCUGAUUCAAACCUUCUUUGGAGUAUUCAUUCCUUUAUGGCACCCUCCCCAGGGUGACCCAAAUAUGUGCACACUUGGCGUGUGGAGAUGGGAGACCAAGGACAAAUCUAGGAGCUUGGAAGGGUUACUAGCCACCAACCCUCCACUGGGGCCAACUGGACAGGAAGGGAAGGGAAUGUUACAGACCUGAUUUCCCAGUGACGUUACUCUGUCCUCUUCCUUCCUUGCUUCUCAAUCUGCUAACUCAACCCUGCCUUCCCCUUAUUUUAUCCUUCUACUGUGUCCUAUGUGGAGAACAUGUGGACACCAGGGGGCCUUCCCUUAUUGGUGCCUGCCCUAGCCUGCUUCAUGUGCCAACAGACUCUUGGUCACACAAGGUCUCACAGGUGUGUGGGGACUGAAAAUUAUAUUCCUUAUAUCCCUGCUGUGUAUCAGUGCUAUCUGUAAAACCUCUUCUUGGCUCACUUCUCUCAACUGAUCUUGUUUAGGAAUUGUAUUGCUUUAUUUACUCUUUGCUUGACUGCUUCCUCCUACCCUCCUACCCUCUAGCCCUCUAGCCCUCUACUUGCCAAAACUAUUGUGUCAUUAAUUCCAUUGGAUCAACUCUCUGGGAAAAGAUUCUGCUAAUGUAAGUGCACUUACUCCUUGGACGUUGUCACUAGUCUAGUGGCUUUUGCUAAAUAAACCUUUCUUAUUUCUAAACGCUUUUCCAUUGUCUUUUCUUGCUUCUUCUUUUCACUUGCUCCUUCUAUGCCUCUUACUUCCACCCACUUCCCAAGCCAGGAAGAAUCAGCUCUGUGACAUGGUUCCCGAGGGUGUAGCGCUAAGGGAUCCCUCACUGAAAGAGGGGAGGAAGGUGGUGCCCACAGUGGGGUUUGUGCAAACAGCCUUACAGGUCAGACUAUACAACUGAUCAGAUUUUACCAUCAGUAGGUAUGUUCCUAACGCAUAGUAGGUGGAAAUCAGGGAUGCUGUUAAAUAUCUUGUGCACGAGACAGCUCCCCCAGCCAAGAAUUAUCCCACCCAAAGUGUCUGUAGAGCUAAGGCAGGAAAGCCACCCCAUUGAAAAAAGUCUCUUCAGACCCCAGAUCUUUUCAAACUCCAAAUAUCAUUAGAAUACAUGGGUGGCAACAGCAAAUGUUGAGUGCUUUAGAAUUACUGCAUCCUAACAAAACUAAGAUCAAGAUUAUACAAUUUCACUGACUUCCAACUGAAACCAGUAGUAGUCGAUAGGAGCCUGAAUAGGACCAUUAUGAAACUGCAUAUAAGAAGCAAAAAGUGCUGCUUUCUGUCCUUACCUGGAAGGAAUUAUGGCACCUUUGCCAUACAGCACAGCACAGCAAUCCUGACUCCCCAGAACACGGAGAAGUAAAAAAUAACAGUGCUGGGAAAGGAAGGAGUGUUUGGGAAGUGAGCUGCAGGAUCUCACAGAACAGCUCUACCUUUCCUUAUUCCUGGAAGCUUUGGCUGGAACUUUUAGCUAUUAUGCUUUCCCUGGCGCAGGCCAGAGAGAAAAUUGAGAGGAUCUAAUAAGCCAGGUUCCUACACCUUCUGAACAUUAAUUUCUCAUCUAUAAAAUGGGAUUGUAUAUACUACAAAAAAGUUAUCAUGAGAGUAAAUGAGAUUACCCUGGAAAGCACCCACCUGGCAGAGUGUGUUUACUUUGUAGCUAGCUUCCUGAUCCAGGCACCAGUGCUGGUUGGUAGAGUUGUUUGCCUGUUUUCUUUUUCCGCUGUGCUGAGACCUUAUCUGGAGCUCUGUACUGAGGAAACUCCUGGGGUUACGACAGUCAGCACAUUAAGUGUGAAAUGUGGAGGCAUCUGUGUUAGGGAGAAGACACUGAACACAGUCACUCACUGGGCAGUGAGGGGGCUCAGUUCUUUUCCUCUCUUGACUGGUGCCUGUGGUGCAAGGCCCUGGAGGAGGAAGUAGGAGGUUGGCAGAAGACAGGAGACCAGUUCCUUUCCUCGUUCUCCCACCAACAAUAGUGAGACUGUGCCCUCCUCAUCCCCUUAUGUGCCUCUCCCUGAUGGGGAGAUCAGGAGUGCCAUCCAGGGGACACCCGCACACCAUGUGUGCAAGGAGAAGCCUUCCGGGGCUCACCUGCUUCUUCCAGUUACAAAAUGGUAGCUCAAGCUGGGCAUGGCAGCAUAGGCCUAUAAUCCCAGGACUCCGGAGACUGAGGUAGGGGGAGCACAAGUUCAAACCCUGCACGGGCAACUUACUGAUUUAACAAGACCUUGUCUCAAAAUUAAGACUU
This is a messenger RNA of Fukomys damarensis (Damara mole-rat), 6057 nucleotides long. RefSeq names its product nitric oxide synthase 1 adaptor protein (gene Nos1ap). The transcript has 10 exons. Gene Ontology annotation, molecular function: nitric-oxide synthase binding. Bases 118 to 1641 code for a protein of 507 amino acids. The record is from RefSeq and is a predicted model, not a curated record. NCBI's taxonomy places the organism in Eukaryota, Metazoa, Chordata, Mammalia, Rodentia, Bathyergidae.